This is a messenger RNA of Closterium sp. NIES-65, 846 nucleotides long. The record is from the annotation of a GenBank genome assembly. Lineage: Eukaryota; Viridiplantae; Streptophyta; Zygnematophyceae; Desmidiales; Closteriaceae.
AUGGCUACCCCUAGUGUCCUCGCUUUUGACGCUGAGGGUCGGGCCAUUGACUUUGAGGUCUGGGUAGAUGAUCUGCAGCUGUUCUUACAGUGCGAUAGGGCAGACGGCCUCUCUUUCUUUGACCUCACCUCUGGCGCUUCCCCUGCCCCUGCUGCUGAUGCUGACGCCACUGUUCGCUCCAAGUGGGCCACGCACGACGCUGCUGCACGUCUUGCUGUGCGUCGCCACCUCCCUACCUCCGAGCGUGCGCACUUUAGUCAGUACAAGAGUGCUCAGGCCUUGGGUGUUCUCCCUCCCCCCUCUUGCCCUCUGUUGCCUCUACUGCUGCGGCCGACCUCGUUGGUUUUGAGUCGGUCGGUGCUGCGUCUGCCCCUUCGGGGAAGCGCCGCACAGGCAAGGGCAAGGGGGGCAAGGGCGCUGGAGGAGCUGGAGGGGGCGGUGGAGGUGGUGGUGGAGGCGGCGGAGGGAGUGGGAGUGGUGGAGAAGGUGGGGGUACCGGUGGCAGCAGUGGGGGCGGAGGCGGCGGCGGUGGCGGAGGGAGCGGAGGAGGCGGUGGUAGCGGAGCCGGGGGUGGUGGCGGAGGCGGCGGUGGUGGCGGAGGCGGCGGAGGCGGCGGAGGUGGCGGUGGAGCUGGUCGCGGGUCUACGCAGAGGAGUGGCUCCGGUGGUGGUCCGCGCCAGCAGCAGCAGCGCGGUCGUGAGACCCUGUCCCCUCAGCAGCUCCGUGAGUGGUAAAUUGCACGCCAGCGGGGUGGGGGUUUUGGUCCGUGCACCUACGUCCUGCGCACCGGCAACCGUGCGGGUGCUUUGGUCGCAUGACGGACACGUGGCGUCACCAGUUCCCUGA